ACAAGUCUUUGCUACCAUCCUCACAAGCCAUGUAUUCUUCUCCGAUUUCAAAAUGUCACGGUCUUGCUCGAUUGUGCGGUGGACUUCACUUCGUUCAACUCCUUUUUGCCAUAUGUUUAUGAUGAGAGAACGUUUCCAAAUGCAAUAAAUCGGAAUCCUCUGGAAUGGAAACCCUUUUACUCAAAACCGGUUAUGGAGCAAGCCUUGGCCAGAAUCACCACAGUUUCCUUCAAUCAAUCCGUUGAAUUGGAAGGUGGCGUUUCGGUUAUUGCCUGUCCCAGUGGCUACUCCAUUGGAUCUUCAAAUUGGGUUUUCAAAACGGAAUAUGAGCGGAUAGGAUAUCUCGCAUCUUCAUCGAUUCGUUCAACGCAUUCGCGGCCGGUUGAAUGGGAGAAACUUCAAGAUUGCGACGCCCUGAUUUUGACAUCUCUGAGCAGAACCCCAGACUUCAGUUCUGAGGGAGCAAUAAUUGAAGUAGCUCAAACUGUUGUGGAUACGUUGAAGAGAGGUGGCAAUGUCCUUAUGCCAGUAAACCCUGUUGGCUUCGUCUAUGAUUUGAUUGAUGUUGUCUCCAGGAGCAUAGAUAAUGCGGUGAGGGUUAAGACUCCUCGUUAUUCUUUCCUCCAAUACGCUCAUUGCGAACGAGUUCUUAUUCAGGGAGGAGCUAUUUUGGAAGCACGUAUAUAUUUCAUUUCACCUGUUGCGAAAGGUGCUUUAGCCUACUCGAAUGUAAAUGCUGAAUGGCUCGCGGAAACACGCCAAAAUGCUGUGUACGUUCCAGAAGAACCAUUCUGUCACACUGCGGUGUUGACUGGUCAUCCCUCCCUCCGCAUAGGUGACGCGCCACAUUUGUUGGAAAUGUGGGGAAACGAUUCCAGGAAUGCUCUGAUUAUGACGGAUCCCGACUUUCCAUUGAAUGAAGUGUAUGCACCCUUCGAAGAUCUUGCAAUUCGAGCAUUCUAUUACCCAAUCGAAACUCGUCUGGAGUUUUCACAAGUGAAUACCGUUCUGCUCCCCGUGGAGCUGAAACCUAAGGUAAACCUUCUCUACAUCGAAACCAUUAAAAUAAUAUAG
Messenger RNA from Haemonchus placei, 1074 nucleotides. Lineage: Eukaryota; Metazoa; Nematoda; Chromadorea; Rhabditida; Trichostrongylidae. The record is from the annotation of a GenBank genome assembly.